Molecule: messenger RNA, 399 nt
Organism: Striga hermonthica
Lineage: Eukaryota; Viridiplantae; Streptophyta; Magnoliopsida; Lamiales; Orobanchaceae
Source: the annotation of a GenBank genome assembly
AUGGAGUGGAUAUCUGUUGUUUUUCUCACAUUCUUCUUCUCGGCGUGUUUUUACGCAACAUGGAACGUUACCGGUCGCAACGCAGAUAGUCGUCUUACCGAGGUUCCAUGUUCAUGGACUAUCAAGGCUGUUUACACUUGGUUUGAGUCGAUGGCGAAGAAUCUCGACACGAACAGGACAUGGGAGACGACGGCCAAUGGGGCACGAUCGAGUGUGGGCGGUCCAAGAAGGCUACUGGGUGGGCCGGGAUCAUCACCGCCGAGGUGCAACUCGAAAUGCGGGAGGUGCAAGCCGUGCAAAGCGGUCCAUGUGCCGGUGCCACCCGGUAACCCGGUCACCGCUGAGUACUACCCUGAAGCUUGGAGGUGCAAGUGUGGGAACAAGCUGUACAUGCCCUAA